UAUUAUACAUUGACUCGUUUUUACUCCGUUUAGCUACUUUUCUCUCCCUCCUUUUGUACUCCCUUCUUCCUUCUCAUUUUCUGCAAAUCCGCCAUGGCAGCAUAUCGUUACACUGAAUGAUGAAAUCCUUUAGCUAAAGAAUAGUAUUGUUCUGUUUCUUGUUCAGUCGGUCCCUUGCAAUAUUAAGGGUUUUCAAGGUCAGAAUAAUUAAAGGUUUGUUGGGCCGUGGAAUUUUGGUGAUGACUCGGCGGCUAUGGAAUCAAGGGCUCUCUAUUGGAUUUAACAGAUGGUGGCUCUGUGGUUGACCAAUGGAGGAAGGCAGCAGAGUUGAAGGUCAUUAGAGUUGUUCUAUAUUCAGUGAAGUGGUGGUCGUUCGGCGGCUGUUUGACGGACUGGAGGUUACAGACGGUGAAAUGGAGAAGAUGGUUAAGCAAAAAUCUUCGCAGUUUCCUCGAUGGAAUUACGAUGUAUUUCUAAGUUUUAGAGGUGAAGACACCCGCAAAACAUUUACAAGUCACUUGUACGAAGGUUUGAAAAACAGGGGAAUAUUCACCUUUCAAGAUGGUAAAAGGCUAGAGCAUGGCACAUCGAUCUCAGAAGAACUAUGUAAAGCUAUUGAAGAGUCUCAAGUUGCCAUCAUCAUUUUCUCGAAGAAUUAUGCUUCAUCCAGGUGGUGCUUGGAUGAACUAGUGAAGAUCAUGGAAUGCAACACUAAUCAAUUUGGACGACAAACCUUGGUAAUACCAAUCUUCUAUGAUGUGGAUCCAUCAGCAGUUCGAUACCAAAAGGAGAGUUAUGCUGAAGCCUUUGACAAACAUGAGUCAAGGUGUAAAGUCGAUGAUGUUGAAGGAAUGCGGAAGUUGCAAAGAUGGAGGACUGCGCUAACUGCCGCAACAAAUCUAAAAGGAUAUGACAUCCGCCAAGGGAUUGAAUCAGACUGUAUUCAUGAGAUUGUUGACCAAAUUUCGUCCAAAUUAUGCAAGAUUUCUUUAUCUUAUUUUCAAGAUGUUGUGGGAAUAAAUACCCAUCUCGAGAAUGUAAAGUCCCUACUCGAGUUAGAAAUCAAUGAUGUUCGGAUUGUGGGAAUCUGGGGCAUGGGGGGAGUCGGUAAAACGACAAUAGCAAGAGCCAUUUUUGAUACACUCUCCUAUCAAUUUGAAGUUGCUUGUUUCCUUGCGGAUGUUAAAGAAAAUAAAUGUGGGAUGCAUUCUUUGCAGAAUAUUCUUCUCUCUGAAUUGUUAAGGGAAAAAGAUAAUUACGUGAAUAACAAGGAGGACGGAAAUCACCUGAUGGCUCGUAGACUUCGUUUUAAAAAGGUUUUAGUUGUGCUUGAUGACAUAGAUCACAAAGAUCAUUUGGAUUACCUAGCAGGGGAUCUUGGUUGGUUUGGCAAUGGCAGUAGAAUUAUUGCGACAACUAGAGACAAACAUUUGAUAUGGAAGAAUGAUCUAAUAUAUGAAGUGACUACACUAGCUGAUGAUGAAGCUAUUCAAUUGUUCAAUCAAUAUGCUUUCAAGAAAGAAGUUCCAGAUGAGCGUUUUGAGAAGCUAAUGUUGGAGGUAGUAAGUCAUGCUAAAGGCCUUCCUUUAGCCCUGAAAGUGUGGGGUUCUUUCUUACAUAAGAGGGAUAUAACUGAGUGGAGAAGUGCUAUAGAGCAAAUGAAAAACAACUCUAAUUCAGAAAUUGUUGACAAACUCAAAAUUAGCUAUGAUGGAUUAGAGCCCAUACAACAAGAGAUAUUUCUAGAUAUAGCAUGCUUCUUACGAGGGGUAAGAAAAGAUGAGAUCAUGCAAAUUCUUGAGUUACAUCUCUUUUCCAUUCAAGAGUUCUUAUGCGUUUCCACGCCCCUUUGAGACCCCGAAAAAUGGACAAAUUCCUUUUCUUAGGAACACAUACAAGAUUCGUCACUACAAAAAGGAUAAUGGUAACCCUACCAUUAACUACUUCAUUUAUGAAUUUCAUAGUAAUAGAAAUACAUGUCCUACCGAGACAGAAUUUGGAACUUGCUAUCCUCUUGCCUAGCAGGCAAAGAUUUACCUCCGUGGAAAGGAUGAUUCAUUCGGAUCGACAUGAGAGUCCAACUACAUUGCCAGAAUCCAUGUUGUAUAUUUGAAAGAGGUUGACCUCCUUGCUUCUCUCAUGGUACACUCCUCUUCCCGCCGAGCCCCUUUUCUCCUCGGUCCACAGAGACAAAAUGUAGGACUGGUGCCAACAAUUCAUCAGACUCACUAAGUCGGGAUCACUAACUAAUACUAAUCUAAUAUAAUAGUCUAAUAUAUCUAAUAUAAUAGAAAAUACUAAUAUAAUAGAAAAGAACUGUCUUUUCUGUAUACUUUCCCCGGUUCCGUUGCUACCGCGGGCUUUACGCAAUCGAUCGGAUUAGAUAGAUAUCCCUUCAACAUAGGUCAUCGAAAGGAUCUCGGAGACCCACCAAAGUACGAAAGCCAGGAUCUUUCAGAAAACGGAUUCCUAUUCAAAGAGUGCAUAACCGCAUGGAUAAGCUCACACUAACCCGUCAAUUUGGGAUCCAAAUUCGAGAUUUUCCUUGGGAGGUAUCGGGAAGGAUUUGGAAUGGAAUAAUAUCGAUUCAUACAGAAGAAAAGGUUCUCUAUUGAUUCAAACACUGUACCUAACCUAUGGGAUAGGGAUCGAGGAAGGGGAAAAACCGAAGAUUUCACAUGGUACUUUUAUCAAUCUGAUUUAUUUCGUACCUUUCGUUCAAUGAGAAAAUGGGUCAAAUUCUACAGGAUCAAACCUAUGGGACUUAAGGAAUGAUAUAAAAAAAA
Nicotiana tabacum (common tobacco) is the source of this 2786-nucleotide messenger RNA. The record is from RefSeq and is a predicted model, not a curated record. NCBI's taxonomy places the organism in Eukaryota, Viridiplantae, Streptophyta, Magnoliopsida, Solanales, Solanaceae.